This is a messenger RNA of Telopea speciosissima, 1185 nucleotides long. RefSeq names its product probable WRKY transcription factor 57. Gene Ontology annotation, molecular function: sequence-specific DNA binding; DNA-binding transcription factor activity. Bases 40 to 1032 code for a protein of 330 amino acids. The transcript is spliced from 3 exons. The record is from RefSeq and is a predicted model, not a curated record. Gene Ontology annotation, biological process: regulation of DNA-templated transcription. NCBI's taxonomy places the organism in Eukaryota, Viridiplantae, Streptophyta, Magnoliopsida, Proteales, Proteaceae.
CUGAAACCAAAGAAAAGAUCGAUAUCUUCGCUGGAGUUCAUGGAAGAAGAUGGGAGUAAGCCUGAACCAGGGAGUGAGUUUUCCGGGCACUCAAGCUGGGACAGCGAUUACUUGUUCAGUAGCGAUCGAGAGAGUAGUAUUUUAAGCGAAUUCGGAUGGAAUCUACAACAGGAUACGGUGAUUAAAGAUCCAGACACUGGUGGUUGCUUCUCUAGUUUCGAUCAGAUCGAGUUGGAUGAAAGGUCGGAUUUGGCGGGAAGCUUUGGUUCACACUCACAGCAGAGUACUGGUGGUUGGAGUACUUCUCAACCGCCGUCGUGUCUUAGCCAGACGACGGUUGUUGCCUCGGGAUCGGUAUCGGUCGGCGGUGGUGGUGGCGAUGAAGCAUCGGCUUCGAAUCCGUCGGUGUCUUCGAGCUCGAGCGAUGAACCGCCGGAGAAGUCGACUGGAUCUGACGGAAAACCAGCUGAGAUAGCGAGCAAAGGUAGAAAGAAGGGGAAAAAGCGGAUUCGACAACAAAGAUUUGCAUUCAUGACUAAGAGUGAAGUUGAUCAUCUUGAAGAUGGCUACCGAUGGCGAAAAUAUGGACAGAAGGCUGUCAAGAAUAGCCCAUUUCCUAGGAGCUACUAUCGCUGUACAAAUAGCAAGUGCACAGUAAAGAAGAGAGUGGAACGUUCAUCUGAAGAUCCCUCAAUUGUUAUCACAACAUACGAAGGCCAACACUGUCACCACGCAGUUGGUUUCCCUCGUGGUUGUGUCAUCCCUCAUCAUGAAGCAGCUUCCUUGGCAGCCCGGUUUGGUGAUUCGACUUCGAAGCUGUAUCUUCCGAGGGUGCAGUUCCCCUUAGGAGGAGGGCCGCUUCAUGUCAGCCAAUUGCACCACCAGGUCUCAGGUGGUGAUGAAGUUGGGCAAUCUCAAAGCUUGUCGUCCCUGCAGGUACUGCCUCAGCCGACCCAGCAAAGACGGCCUCCAACAACUACGAAUGAAGGAUUGCUUGGUGAUAUUGUGCCUUCUGGAAUGCGUAACUCAUGAGAAAGCAAAUUAAAGAUGGUAUAUACUUGACCCUGCUCUCAAAAUGCUUCGGAAUCAAAUUCUGUUUUACCCAAUACUAAUAUAUAUUUCUAUCAUUUAUUUGUUUAAAGUAGCAAUAGCAUAGAUACCAUCUCUGAUCAACUGGCGCGUGUG